GUCAAUGUCAAUUUUAAUUGUCAUUUCGCAGAGAUGAAACUUUGAAUUGGUUGAAUUGUUUACUACUUUACUUCAGUCACUACAAUAUUUAUUCAUUCAUAAUUAAAUCAAUGUAAAAUAAACAUUUUAAAUUAUGUGCCAAUAAGUAGGAUUUUAUGUUACUUGAACUAACAAAGACAAGCAGGCAGUGGUGAUAUAACAGACCUGGUGCAAUAUAUUGUUGUAUAUUUACUCUAUGCGCUAGGAUAAAGUCCAUUUAUUUGAAAGAGGACGUAAUUUCGAAAUUAUGGCAGAUGAAUAUAGUGCCGUUAAGCGUGGUAAGCUUAUACUAAAAGGAGAUAAACCCAAGGCUAAAAAGCGCAAACAUAAGAGAAAGGAUAACUCAGAAGAUUCAAAAAUAGAUGAUGAUUCAGUCAAGCAUGGUGGGUGGUGGAAGGUGGAGAAGAUUGAGGACAUAACUGGUUCUAUAUCAUUAGAGUUCGGAAAGAAUUCUUACAUAUCAGCAUUAGACAAUGGCUUGUUCACACUCGGGGCUCCUCACGAUGAGGGAGACGGGCCCUCCCCAGAAGAGAUCUUUACAGCUUUCCCAGCUGGAGAGAACAAGUUUGCUUUGAAAUCCGGAUAUGGGAAGUAUUUGGGUGUGGUGAAAGAGACUGUUGUAGGACGGUCAGAUGCUGUUGGCGCUAUGGAACAGUGGGAACCAGUAUGGCAAGAAGGUAAAACAGCUAUCCUAAGUUCUGUAAACAAGUUCAUAUCAGUGGAUCCCGAGGAUGAUGCAGUAGUUGCCCGCAGUACUGCAGCAGGCCCCAAUGAGUUCUGUAACAUAAGGAGUAACAAGACCAAGGAGGUCAACAAGUCUGUACUGCCUGAUGAGGAGCAGGCUGACUUAUCACAAGUCGAAGUUAACUAUGUUAAAAAGUUCCAGAAAUUCCAGGAUAAGAAACUAAGACUCAAUGAUGGAGGAGUUUCUGAGUUGAAGAAAGCCAAGACAGAAGGCAACCUUCAUGAAACAUUACUAGACCGUAGAAGCAAGAUGAAAGCUGACAGAUACUGUAAAUAAAACAAUAAAAUUAAUAUUUUUCUAAU
Trichoplusia ni (cabbage looper) is the source of this 1086-nucleotide messenger RNA. RefSeq names its product protein FRG1 homolog (gene FRG1). The record is from RefSeq and is a predicted model, not a curated record. Gene Ontology annotation, molecular function: actin filament binding. Lineage: Eukaryota; Metazoa; Arthropoda; Insecta; Lepidoptera; Noctuidae. Gene Ontology annotation, cellular component: catalytic step 2 spliceosome; nucleolus; striated muscle dense body. The transcript is spliced from 4 exons. Bases 287 to 1060 code for a protein of 257 amino acids.